Molecule: messenger RNA, 3381 nt
Organism: Drosophila ananassae
Lineage: Eukaryota; Metazoa; Arthropoda; Insecta; Diptera; Drosophilidae
Exons: 4
Coding region: 66-1736 (556 amino acids)
Biological process (GO): nucleosome assembly
Cellular component (GO): nucleosome
Molecular function (GO): structural constituent of chromatin; protein heterodimerization activity; DNA binding
Source: RefSeq, a predicted model, not a curated record
GCAACGGGCAGCACGUUUAUUGUGUUUUUAGAGGCGCGAAGAGAACAGUGAAUUUGGAAAUUAAAAUGGCUCGUACAAAGCAGACUGCUCGUAAAUCGACUGGUGGCAAGGCGCCACGCAAACAACUGGCUACAAAGGCCGCACGGAAGAGUGCUCCAGCCACCGGAGGAGUAAAGAAGCCCCAUCGCUAUCGUCCCGGAACUGUGGCUCUCCGUGAAAUCCGUCGCUACCAGAAGAGUACCGAGUUGUUGAUCCGCAAGCUGCCAUUCCAGCGGUUGGUGCGUGAAAUAGCUCAGGACUUCAAGACAGAUUUGCGCUUCCAGAGCUCGGCUGUGAUGGCUUUGCAGGAAGCUAGCGAAGCCUAUCUGGUUGGUCUGUUUGAAGAUACCAAUUUGUGCGCCAUUCAUGCCAAGCGCGUUACUAUUAUGCCCAAAGACAUCCAGCUGGCUCGUCGUAUCCGUGGAGAGCGCGCUUCAGUAGCUACAUCCGCGUCUCCUGUGGCAGCUCCACCUGCACCGGUUGAGAAGAAAGUAACAGCCAAAAAGGCAACGGGCUCCGCUGCCACAAAGGCGAAGAAGACCACUGCACCACCAUCGCAUCCGCCAACUCAACAAAUGGUAGACGCUUCAAUAAAGAAUUUGAAGGAGCGUGGGGGCUCGUCCCUCCUAGCAAUCAAGAAGUACAUUACUGCCACGUACAAAUGCGAUGCUCAGAAGCUGGCUCCUUUCAUCAAGAAGUACCUGAAGUCUGCCGUUGCCAACGGUAAGCUGAUCCAGACGAAGGGAAAGGGUGCUUCUGGUUCGUUUAAACUGUCAGCUUCUGCCAAGAAGGAGCCCAAGCCAAAGCCUUCUUCUGUUGAGAAAAAAACUAAAACCAAGAAGGUAUCCACCAAGAAGACCGGAGCCACCACUAAAAAGGCCGCCGGAGCUGCCGACAAGAAGCCCAAAACUAAAAAAGCCGUGGCUACUAAGAAGACCGCUGAAAAGAAAAAGACCGAGAAGGCCAAGGCAAAGGACGCUAAGAAAUCUGGCAACUAUGCUGAACGCGUUGGUGCCGGCGCUCCUGUUUACCUGGCUGCCGUUAUGGAAUACCUGGCAGCUGAAGUUCUCGAGUUAGCUGGCAAUGCUGCCCGUGAUAACAAGAAGACUAGGAUUAUUCCCCGUCAUCUCCAGUUGGCUAUUCGCAAUGACGAGGAGUUGAACAAGCUGCUCUCUGGUGUCACCAUAGCUCAGGGUGGCGUGUUGCCCAACAUCCAGGCUCGCAACGGGCAGCACGUUUAUUGUGUUUUUAGAGGCGCGAAGAGAACAGUGAAUUUGGAAAUUAAAAUGGCUCGUACAAAGCAGACUGCUCGUAAAUCGACUGGUGGCAAGGCGCCACGCAAACAACUGGCUACAAAGGCCGCACGGAAGAGUGCUCCAGCCACCGGAGGAGUAAAGAAGCCCCAUCGCUAUCGUCCCGGAACUGUGGCUCUCCGUGAAAUCCGUCGCUACCAGAAGAGUACCGAGUUGUUGAUCCGCAAGCUGCCAUUCCAGCGGUUGGUGCGUGAAAUAGCUCAGGACUUCAAGACAGAUUUGCGCUUCCAGAGCUCGGCUGUGAUGGCUUUGCAGGAAGCUAGCGAAGCCUAUCUGGUUGGUCUGUUUGAAGAUACCAAUUUGUGCGCCAUUCAUGCCAAGCGCGUUACUAUUAUGCCCAAAGACAUCCAGCUGGCUCGUCGUAUCCGUGGAGAGCGCGCUUAAAUUGAAUAAUUGUCAAUUGGAAGCCCAUAUAUUUAAAAAAAAAUCGGUCCUUUUCAGGACCACAAUGUUAUUUUCAAUGAGAUUUGAGUACCUAUUGAUAUAUAACCCAAAAGAAUUAGUUUUUAGAUUUGGAAGGCAAAGAAAAAUAUAUUUAAUAAAUGUAUAGCAAAAUAUAUAUAUGUUUUUAUUUAGAGCACUCUUUACAGAAUAUUAAUAUUAGCAUUUAGCUGUUUAAGUCAUAAAUUUGUAAAUAUAUAAAGAAAAACUUAAAAUAUGUCAAACAAAAAAAAUUAAAAUUUUAUAAGAAAUGAUAUUAUUUAAUAUACAAAUUUCUAUUAUGCAUUUUAAAAUUAACUAAGAGUUUGUAUUAUAUUAGAAGAUUAUUAUUUAUUAAGUGAAAACUAAAGUAAAGGUUAUUUUUUGAAGGCUAUUAUAACUGGUAAUUAUAGUUCAAUGUGAGACUUUCACUGGUAUACAUAGCCAAAUAUAAAAAAUAUGAAUUACUUCCAGAAUGUAAAAUAGAGAAGAUUUAUUAGAAAAAACAAAACAAUUUAAAAUUAUAUUCUUUUAGAAAAACUAUAUUUUUUAGUACCAAAACAGUUUCUUUAUGUCAAAUGAAAGCGCACAUUUUAUCCAGGAAAGGGUCAUUUUAAAAGCUAUAUUUAAGUAUGAGUAUUAUAUAAAAAUAUAAUUAUUAUUUGCAUAACUGGUAGUUGAAAGUUCAAUUUAUAACAUUCAUUUGUAUAUCAACAAUAAUACAAUCAUUUUAUAUUUUUAACGAUGUUUUAAUGUAAAAUAUUUAAGAUAUUAACGUAAACGUGCACUUUCGAGUACUCAAUAAAAAGCAACCGAUCUAUAUACGGCAAUUGAAAAAAGUUUUUAUUAAAUUUUGAAUAUUUAAGAAUAAAACGCAAUUUAAAAAAAUCAACAUUAUAUCAUUUUAAGAAUGAAAUAGUAAAAAAUAAUUACACCCUUCGAAAAAACAUUUGUAACACAAAUGAACUGUGCCAAAUACAUAGUCAAACUGCUCUCCUCCUCGAUUCUCAUCCGAGCAAGGGACUUUGGAUGUGGGGUCGCGGGCUAUUUUUUGCAUAAAAAAAAGUUUAUUUCUGUGAAUAAAAAUUUAAAAAUGUCCGAUUCAGCAGUAGCUACAUCCGCGUCUCCUGUGGCAGCUCCACCUGCACCGGUUGAGAAGAAAGUAACAGCCAAAAAGGCAACGGGCUCCGCUGCCACAAAGGCGAAGAAGACCACUGCACCACCAUCGCAUCCGCCAACUCAACAAAUGGUAGACGCUUCAAUAAAGAAUUUGAAGGAGCGUGGGGGCUCGUCCCUCCUAGCAAUCAAGAAGUACAUUACUGCCACGUACAAAUGCGAUGCUCAGAAGCUGGCUCCUUUCAUCAAGAAGUACCUGAAGUCUGCCGUUGCCAACGGUAAGCUGAUCCAGACGAAGGGAAAGGGUGCUUCUGGUUCGUUUAAACUGUCAGCUUCUGCCAAGAAGGAGCCCAAGCCAAAGCCUUCUUCUGUUGAGAAAAAAACUAAAACCAAGAAGGUAUCCACCAAGAAGACCGGAGCCACCACUAAAAAGGCCGCCGGAGCUGCCGACAAGAAGCCCAAAACUAAAAAAGCCGUGGCUACUAAGAAGACC